This is a messenger RNA of Penaeus monodon (black tiger shrimp), 2130 nucleotides long. RefSeq lists its product as uncharacterized. Gene Ontology annotation, biological process: monoatomic ion transport. Gene Ontology annotation, molecular function: protein binding; extracellular ligand-gated monoatomic ion channel activity. The record is from RefSeq and is a predicted model, not a curated record. Lineage: Eukaryota; Metazoa; Arthropoda; Malacostraca; Decapoda; Penaeidae. The transcript is spliced from 5 exons. Bases 1 to 2130 code for a protein of 709 amino acids. Gene Ontology annotation, cellular component: membrane.
AUGGCAUGUUCUCAGUGCCUGCAGCGCGUGGCGGUCGUAACAAUACUGAGGGUGCUCUUCGCGGUUGUUAGCGCGGCUGCUGCAGGUCCGCCGGCGGAGGGGAAGGUGUUCGGGAUGCAGCUGGACACAUGGGCGCCGCCGCUCCCGGAUGUUGUCGUCACUUACAAUCUAUCUCUUAAUAUUCCUCAGGCUCUUGGUUUAGUUUUUCGAGAACAAGUGGAGUUUAGCUGUGAGCACUGGUGGCAUCUGAGUUCAGGGGCCUUAUGGCAGGGCUCCGUUGGUCGCAUCUUGGCAGAUGAUGGGGACGAUGACUGGGAAAGUGCUCACCUCAGAUACCGCAGGAUGCUUCCCUGUUUUCUGAAGCGCAUUGGUUCAUAUGUCCAUCUUUUUACCAUAAAUGAGAUUAUCAGCCACUGUGGCGAACCUUCUGACUUCAAGGAGGUCAGCGUCUGCUACAGAGCGAAACCGUCUACGCUCACGAGUUACGAGACUCACAUAUCUUUUGCGAGAUCUAAUCAGCUAAACGACGUCCUUCAUUUAUAUCGACGAGGCGAGCGUCACGGUUUCUACUUCAAUGGGGUCCGUCAAUUUGGUUUCCCAAAUCUGACGAGUCCGGUGAACUUGCACCAGUGGACACAUUACUGCCACAUCUUCGACAACGGGAUGUACGUGGCCUUCGUUGAUGGGGAAGAGAAGGGUCGAGGUGUCAUAGCUACCAAGGAGGUAUCCCUGAAUCUGCGGGGCAUGCUGACGCUGGGGCAAGAGCAGGAUUCGCUCGCCGGGAAUUACGACGUCGACCAGGCCUUUCGGGGUCACAUUGCGCAGGUUAACAUCUGGAGCAGGAUCGUGACCCCAGAGGAGGUGAGGCACCAAGCUUCCUGCAAGGAAUUUGCACCAGGAGAUAUCUUCUCGUCUGACAGGGAUGCUGUGGCUGUGGCUGGAGUCACCGUUGAAGAAAUACCCAUCAGCAACCUGUGUCAGACGACAAGGGAGUUUGUCAUCUUCCCUGAGGCGCAAUACAUGGCGCCGUCGCGGCGUGCGUGCAACAGGGUCGGGUACCAGGUCUACAGCCCAGACUCGAGAGAAGAGAACUCUGUGCUGCAUCUCCAGUCCCUGGAAUUUGCCGAGGAAUGCCUGUCUAACUACCACCUGUGGAUCGGUGUAACGGACGAAGAGAAGGAAGGCGUGUGGAGAAAAUUCACCAACAACGAAGUCGUUGGUGAAACCGUUUUUGAGCUCUUCGAACCGAACGGAGCUGAAGGCGAAAACUGCAUCCUCAUGUUCCUCCCGAACGGACUGUGGGUCGACACCUCGUGUUCGAUCCAGUGGCCGGCUUGCGUCCCUUGCGAGGUGGAUCGCUCGUCGCCUCUUCGCCUGCGGGGAUUCUGUUACAAGAACGAAGCCGAAACUUUUUAUGAGGUUCUCGGGUACAAAGGGAGGAAGCCAUAUAUGCAUGGGUAUUUUGGGCUCAUGAUAUUUCGAAACGAUUCCGGUGUGUGGGAAAUGCACGACACGACUACCAAAGAGAACGUGGCUUACCUGAAGGUUCCUUCCAUAAGCUCAUAUCCAAUAGGCGUCCAUACGUGGACUUUGCAGAGAUCUAUGUGCGAGCAUUUGGUUGGUUCGAAAAUACAGCUGAGCCUUUCCAUAUGCAACAAUUCAGAAUUCACCUGCGGAAAUGGCGACUGCAUCCCGCGAGCGAAGCGGUGCGAUACGCAGAACGAUUGCGUCGACUUCACCGACGAAGACAACUGCGAGAUGAUUGUCUUGCCAAGGGGCUACCGGUCCAACCGACCUCCGGAGAGCGAAAUACCGGGGAAGCCCAUGUACGUGGGCGCAGUUGUGCAUAUCUUGCGAUUCGUGGAAGUCAACGACGUGGGCGGAGUCCUCGACAUGGAGAUCCUCGUGGAGCUGAAAUGGCAGGAUCCUCGGGUCACCUACCUCAACCUCGGAGACACUCUCGAGUGGAACAGGCUGUCGCAGGACGAGUCGUCGCUCAUCUGGAGCCCCAAGUUCAAGUUCCCGAACAUUCAGAACGGAAACGUCAAGCUCUUGGAUGAAGAAGUAUUCCUAAAAAAAAUUGGCAUUCCGCAGUCUCCGGAUUUCAACGAUGUUAGAAUGGGUAGUUAA